CUUAACAGAAUCGUCGUCCUCGGCCAGUAGUGGCUCUAGAUAUGGACACUCCCCGGAGUCACAAGCCUUCCGUCAGACGGUCGACGAGAUACUCUUUGACACCGCACAAAGCGAUCAGGCGUUGUACGAGCAGGCGCAAAAACACCUCCAGAUUUUCCACAAGCAGACCACCUCAUUCCGCGGAGAAGACUACGACAUUCCAGCAUGGGUCAAGCGCGCGAACGAACGUAGACAAGACAGCGGCUUCACGGUCUUGAAACUUUACCGUGCGAUGUAUCAGGUCACGGAUGAUCUCGGGCUAACGCUGGGAAAACGCUAUGAUUCCGCUGUGAUAUGUGCCUGUGCUCGGGGCGCGGACGGCCUUGGGCACGCCACGACCGAGGAGAAGUGGUGUUUACUAGCAAAUGCAUUGUCUACCCUUGCCUCGACGUGGAUGGCAUAUAUGCUGUGGCCUUUUGUCUGCGGCUCACGCCGUACUACACUGCCGCUCGAGAUACCUACGAACCGCACUGAGCAGUCGGAUAAUGCCACGCCAACCAGAGAGACGACAGCAUCUGAGCUACCCGAGGGAGCUCCUAAUGCUCGGGAAGAUGUGAGAGAGAAGGCUCGUACAUGUCGUGACGAUGGGAUUGUGCGCUUUCAACUGACCUCCGCUGAGUUAUGUAGGUCCUCAUGCGCGACAACUAUACAUGCCCUGUCACGGGAUUUGUUGACCGUAGCAGCAAAGCCGAACAGAGACAAGGAGAAUACCGCGUGGUCUUGAGGAUGACUCAUAUCUCCAGACGGAGUAUUACUUGCAUUGACGUGCAGCGAGCCUCUCAGAAUCAGGUCUUGUUCUCCAUUGGGAACAUGAUUUCAAAAAAAUACAUCCUGAUUAUUACUGGUUCUAGAUACAAUCCAAGACAAAUACACUGGACAUCCUUCGGCAUUAUUGUUAACUGGGACAGGACUUCGUCAAGAGACUCGCAGAAAUAACUGAUGAUCCAUGCAACACCUUGAUGCUUGAAGCUAAUGCUCAUGAUGCAUUUGACGACUUUUGUUGGUGUCUCAAGCCUACAGAUGUGCUUCUCCCAUUAGUUUGUCUGAUGCUCUUUGCUGAUUGCAUUGCUAGGUGAAGAAUGUGUAUGCAAUUCAUGAGUUCCAACCAGGAGCAUUCUUCCCACUUAUCAGGAAGACACACAUCACAUUUGUUGAUCACAGCUACAAGCAGACAGCAGGUCCAUCUGCACAG
Fomitopsis serialis is the source of this 1231-nucleotide messenger RNA. RefSeq lists its product as uncharacterized. The coding region runs from base 272 to 763 and encodes 163 amino acids. The record is from RefSeq and is a predicted model, not a curated record. Lineage: Eukaryota; Fungi; Basidiomycota; Agaricomycetes; Polyporales; Fomitopsidaceae. The transcript has 2 exons.